This is a messenger RNA of Rhincodon typus (whale shark), 2869 nucleotides long. Its product is annotated as PARP1 binding protein. The coding region runs from base 190 to 1926 and encodes 578 amino acids. The transcript has 11 exons. The record is from RefSeq and is a predicted model, not a curated record. Lineage: Eukaryota; Metazoa; Chordata; Chondrichthyes; Orectolobiformes; Rhincodontidae. Gene Ontology annotation, biological process: negative regulation of double-strand break repair via homologous recombination. Gene Ontology annotation, cellular component: chromatin.
GGUGUGGGUGAAAAGUCUGAGUGGGAUCUACCUUCACCUUUAAGCUAGGAGGUUUGCUCGCAGAAUAAGGUGCUGUGUUAGUGCUGACUUCUUUAGGCAGGGCUUUUUGGUGAGUGAGGCAGAAUCAGUGAGAGCUUGAGCGCUGGCUUUGGAGAUUGGGAGCAGCUAUACGCAAGCGACAGUUGAGACAUGGAUUCUCUUCAACAGAAAGUAUUACAGUUGAUAAGGAGAUUCCGGAAAGGAUGGUGCCAGUUUCUGGAGCGUGAGAGAACUACUGUUUGUGGUGCUGAUAAUAUGCUUAUCGUUUUGCAGCUUGCUAUGGCCGAAAUAAAUAAAGAGUCCCAUGGAGAAUUCAGUGUAACCUUGAGUGAACUGCUUCUGUCUUGGAAGCAUUUACUUCGGGAGAAGCUGGAUUUGCUAAGUGAGCUUGAUGUGACUCCAGACGGGUACGAGAAUGUCCGAAAAACAUAUGAGGCUUUUCUGAGCAGAAGUAACUCUGUGGAUCUGAUUGAUGUCUACAAGAUCUGUGCCAACUUAAAACCUGAAAGUGAUCCUGCAGCAAUACUGUCGAAGGUGGAGCUGUUGAAUUUCCUGUUGGGUACUUCAAAACCAUCAGAGGAUUCAUUUUCUCCAGCUCCCACUUCUCUGGUCAAAGAGAGUAAUCAGACCAUUGCUAAGUUGGCACCAGCUUUGAGGAAGCUCCUUUGUGAUUAUUUGCACUUACUCGUGAACUCAAAGAGUGACCUUGCUCUGGCAUGUAUCUUCAAUAUUCCUGAGCGAGGGUUUGGAAAAACUGCCUUCACAGAUCUAAGACAUGCAGCGUGCAACAAGCAAACAUCACUGUACCUGGCUGCAACAUCCUUUGUUAGGUGUUUGGAACUUGGAGGGAAAGGCUAUGCUCCUUCAGACAAGGACCCACUGAUGCAGCAUGUCAAAGGGCUUCUAGAUUUGGUGCAUUUCAUAGAUAAAUUGCACGAAAUAAUUGGAGAAACCCCGGAUUCCAGUAUUGCAGCUGGUCAGAUCCUGUCCUGCAUCAAAAGACGACUGUUGAAGGGUAAAAGCAAUGAAAGCCAAUUCUGUCUGGCUGCUGAGGAGAUCUCAGAAGAUCUAACAAUGAGGAUUAAUAAUGUCGUCAACUGUCAGCAUGAGUCCACAGAUGAAAUGACGACUGACAUCAGUCCUGCACGGCCCAAGGUUUAUGCUAUCAACCAUGCUACGGCAUACGGUGGUCGGAGAACGGUGAAAGCUUUGAUAGCUCUGCUGGAUGAAGAAGCAGCUCACCCACCAAGUGAAGGCAAGGCUGAGCUGCUCUACGGCACUGAACAACAUGCGAACAUCAUUGGAAUUCCAUGCAUGCUGACCCUGUUUAGGUCUCCAACUCAAUCAAGUGGCUUAUCUCCAAAACCCUUGUGCCAUCGCAUUCAGAAAAAAAUCCAGGAAGAAAACCUUGCCAAGGUGAAGCAUACUUUGAUCAAGUCACAGUUCUCUUGUACAUAUAAAGAGGAUUCUACAGCAAACAUCAAACAUUCUAGUAAUCCCUGCCUUGGCCAGGCUUCAACUUGUAUCCAAUCUGAACCAAGACCAGUUCUCACGAUCUUCUGUGAUGAUGAAUCUACUGAAGGUGAAUCCUGUCAAACGUUAGCACUAUCCGCAGGGCAGUCGGCACCCCCAAGGAAACAAGAAUGUGAAGCAAUUCUCAGGAAAACCAGGAACGAGGAAAUGGGAAAUCAAAAAGGCAGCCGGAAGGUGUCAAAGCGGAAAUGGGUGGAAAUGGAUGGUGAUACGGGCUGUGAAAAUGAAUUACGUAGUUGUCCCCCUGUCACACUGGAGGGAAAAAUGGGGAAGACCACAAAGACCAUCCGAACUAAGGCCAAAAAUAAAUUAAUUCCUGGACAAUCAAAACUCACCAAUUUCUUUAGGAUUUAGGAUUUUAUUUCUGUUCUCCUUUCAAAACCAGAUGAGGUGUUUCAAAUGUCGAAAUCAUGAUCACGUGUAAUUAGUGUGAAUUUAUUUUCAAAAUAUAAUAUGCAGGCAACUCUUGUGAUUAUGAAUGCAGAAAAUCUAAAAUUUUAUUUCUUUUUAAAUACACUAACAAGUUCAAUAAUGAGCAAUUUCAGCUUAAAGCUUUCACUGUUUAAAGCAUGGAGAAUAAGUCACAUGAAGGACUAAGUACACAGUUUCAAUCACUUAUGAAUGCACAGUUACAACAGUCAGAUAAUAGAUGUUACAGUUUCACCAAGGAUCUUGAGGCUCUUAAACAGUUGGUCAGUUUUGCCAGCAGGGUCGGUAAACUCUUCCAAGCAUGCAGCGGAGAUCUGUUUGAUGUAGGAAGGAAAAUAGAAUGAGUUGAGAAUGAGAUCCUGGUGCAGCUUAUUGUGUACCUUUUGGACUACUUCUUUCUUUAGAUUUUACAAAUUAACUGCAAGGUUUUAACUCAUUUUAUAUACAUGUUGAUCAGAGUCAGCUGUGAUAGCUGCUGACUUGUGAAAUGUUCCCCAUCUGUCAUCUGAAGUAACCUGCAUGAAUCACUGUAUAAAUGAGUGGAGAGAGCUCUUGUGGUAGUUUUCUUACUGCUGAGUUAAGAGAUCUAGGCUCAAGUUGCCUCUGCUCCAGAGGUGUGUGAUAAUAUUUCUGAGUCAGAUAAGAUGUCAAUCACUGAGGUAAGACAUUGGCCAACCUCAAGGCUUGAACACCAGUACAGUUAGACUUCUCUGAAUAUUACUGUGUCUAAAGGGGAAAUGUUACAAGGCCACAAUAAUGGAUUUGUAUAUCCUUGAAUUUAAAUGAAGGAAUAAACUAACUAAUGUGGUUGAGAUAAUGGAUUUUAAGCUUGCUCCUGGGCCUAGUUAAAGUGGUCAACAAAUUUAGG